GUAGAAAAAGACAAAUAAAAAAAAGCACCCGAAUUCGGACCAAACCCUAACCCUAACCGGACCCAAGAAAAACCCAGUGAAAGGUCAUCCUUUUCCACCACGCCCUCGUCUCGGCCCCGCUCUCCGCUCUCGCUCUUCCCCUGCUGCAGUGCUGCUCCUCCUCCCUCUCUCUCUACUUCGACUACUGAGCUCUCUCCCUCUUUGACUUUACUGUUUCUCUCUCUAGGAUUUAGCUUCUAUCCUUUCUUUGUCGCCAAUCCCGUUCGUUUGGAAAUACAGCCGCCGUCAAUGGAGGUUUUGGGCAGUGUGAGCUCUGCGGAGAAGAGGGCCGAGUGGGUUUCCUCUGUUGUGGAAGCUAUGGUGGUGGAAGCUGCCGUUGCUGCUGAAAAGGCUCUUGCUUGCCUGCUCUUUAUGGUACGACUCAUUGGAUGGAGAUAAACCCUUGUUCCUUUUUUUACCCCCUCUCAAUGUGUAUAUAUUUGUGAGGUUUAGUGCUCUUCUGUACUUGUUGGUGGUGCUUUUUGCUAUUUAUUUUUGUCUGGUUGGUACUAAUGUUCUCGUUUGUUGUGGCUGUGGUAUUGUCUUUGGUGUUCUUUGUUGGUUGUUUGACUUGUGAAUGGUGGAGGCUGGAUCACUGGUCGUUGAAGCUGAGGCAUUGGCCAAUCUGACUGCUGUAGAAGAGAGGUUUCCUUUUAGCAAGCUUCACGAGAAGGAAUGCUCCAACACAGAAGAAAACAAAGAUGCCAGUGACACCGAGGACGAUGGUGAAGAUGACGAGGACGACAAUGCAGAGGAUGAUGAUGAUGACGACGAUGCUGGUGACGAGGAUUUCGCGGGUGACGAAGGAGCAGACCCGGAAGACGACCCUGAAGCUAAUGGCGCUGGAGACUCCGAUGAUGAUGAGGAGGAGGCUGAUGACGACGAUGAUGAUGAGGAUGAUGAUGAUGCCGAGGAUGACGACAAUGAUGAUGAGGAAGAUGAGGAGGAAGAAGAUGAUGAUACUCCUCAGCAACCACCAGCGAAGAAGAGAAAAUGACUCGAGGAGUGAGUUGGCAAACGCGAGGGAAAGAGAGGGACAGUAUGCUGUUGUUUAUUUUUACUUUCGGUUUGAUCUUUCCCUCUGUCAAGAGUAGUUAGGUUUCCUAGGAGGAGGGAAGAUUGAGUUCAUGUCAGGGUCUGGAUAGGGUUAGUAGAGUCUCCUUUCUUCAUGGAUCGUGGUUGACAUGGUUAUGGCUUCUGUUGGUGUGCUGCUGAUGCUGAUGCCCUUCUGUUGUUACAGAUUAUUAUUGUGGUGUAUAAUGUUUUCCUAUGUUGUCUCUGUGUCACUCUGAUUCAUUCUCCCUCUUCUCAUAUUAACUUUGACUUGCAACUCGAAC
Molecule: messenger RNA, 1376 nt
Organism: Linum tenue
Lineage: Eukaryota; Viridiplantae; Streptophyta; Magnoliopsida; Malpighiales; Linaceae
Source: the annotation of a GenBank genome assembly